Molecule: messenger RNA, 171 nt
Organism: Histoplasma mississippiense
Lineage: Eukaryota; Fungi; Ascomycota; Eurotiomycetes; Onygenales; Ajellomycetaceae
Exons: 2
Coding region: 1-171 (56 amino acids)
Source: RefSeq, a predicted model, not a curated record
AUGCAGUACGGAGUACUCCGUACAGUACAUGCAUGCAACGUGCACGGGGUUCAGCACAUCAGUCCCGUUAUAGUUUGCCGCCGGAAAGCACAGGGUGGUGGUGGGCAGCCGAGCGAAGAUGACGAUGAUGAUGAUGGCGAUGAAGAUGGUGACGGUGGUGGCAUGAACUAG